This is a messenger RNA of Hymenoscyphus albidus, 1844 nucleotides long. NCBI's taxonomy places the organism in Eukaryota, Fungi, Ascomycota, Leotiomycetes, Helotiales, Helotiaceae. The record is from the annotation of a GenBank genome assembly.
GUUUGUUUUCUACCUAAGUCAAUGUUUAAAUAAUGCGGGUGGAGUCGAAAGGAUUUGCACUUCGAGUGUGUGUGUUUUCUCCGUCUUUGCUUCUGUUUUGAAGCAUUUGUGAACUGUAAAUUAACUGCAAUGAUACCUUUACCACUGCUAUUUGCAGUGCCGCUUGUUGCAGCUCAAUUCCCAUCGAACACAUGUCCAACGGUAUCUUUCUCUGGCUGCGAGGCGGCAGUAGGUAACCCAAUUAUAGGCUUAACCUUCUACUGUACCUAACAAAAGGCGUGUAGUGCAAUAUUUUGUCUGAAACUCUCGGAUCCUCAGUCCAUUUCCCAGCCAACAACUCCGACUUCAUCGUCUGGGACGCAAAACAGCAAGAAGUAGUAUCCGCCUGCCGAGUAACCCCCACAACAUCCGAACAAGUCUCGCAGAUCCUCACCGUUCUGACCGGACAUUGGUGUCGUUUUGCCGUCAAGAGUGGUGGUCAUGCAAGAAAUGCUGACGAUUCGGUCUCGGCGGGGGGUGUGACGAUCGAUCUCGUUGAGAUGAAGUCUGUGGAACUCCUGGAAGACAAUACAAAGGCAACAGUGGGAGCGGGUCAUACUCUUGGAUCGCUGUAUACCAGUCUCGAGGCUCACAAUUUGAUGUUUGUUGGAGGGAGGGUCUUUGAUGUGGGCACGGGCGGUUACUUGCUGGGAGGAGGACUGUCUAAUUGGGCUCCGGUCUAUGGUUUUGGUACUGAUAACGUGUUUGAAUUCGAGGUGAGUCGUUUAUUGAGGCUAACUCAAGAACUCCUUGCUAACGAGCUACAUUGUAGCUUGUUCUCCCAAACGGAACUUUGACCAAAGUCAACGAUGUCUCGCAACCUGACCUCUAUUUUGCCCUUCGUGGUGGCAUGAACAAUUUCGGCAUCGUGACAAAGUUCACGGUUAGAGUCUUUCCCCAGGGACAGUUUUUGUAUGGCAACGUAAUGGGGCCACUUUUGGACAGCAGAGAUGCGGUGACUGAAGAGGCCUUCAAACUUACCACUGAGUGGAAGAACGACACCAAAAUGACGUUCUCAUACGGCUACAGGUACAAUGCAUCAAUGGACCAGUUCUCCCUGUACUUCACAGAAACUUACACGGAUCCGAUUAUGGAACCGGGACCUUUCCGAGGUCUCAAUGCUAUUCCGGGAGCUGACAGGUCGGGAUUGCGGAUUGAUGUAGCAAGUAGCUUCGCUGCAGACGGGGCAAGAGGUCGACCACCUGGAGCGCGGUAAGUAUCCGAAAUAGUAUUAAAGUCCAAGAUGUAAAAUGCUGAUGCACAACCCAGGAACUUGUAUGCCACAAUGACGUAUUAUCCAUCCGCAGAGUUAGACAGAGGCAUCCAAGACAUCUACGGCGAGGAAGUUCGCUCAGUGAGAGAUGCCACGGGCUUGUCGCCCAACCUGAUCUUCCAGCCGGUGUUUGAAGCCCAAAUCCGGUCUUGCAAGGAACGUGGAGGCAACGCUCUUGGAAUCGAAGCUGAUGGACCUCUUUCUAGUAUUACAUUUUUCAUCCUUUCAAACUUCGUUCCAAAGCUAACGAGUUCUAGUUGCCUUGCUCACCAUCGGGUGGUCGCAGCAGAAGGACGACCCUUCGAUAUACGCCCUUGCAAAGCGCUGGGUUGACCGAACGAAAGCCCUGACUGUAGCAGCUGGGAAAGACCAUCCUUGGCUAUACAUCAAUUAUGCGAGUCAGCAGCAAGAUCCUUUCGCUGGGUAUGGAGAGAAGAACCUUGAUCGCCUGAGGAAGGUUCAUCAAGAUGUCGAUCCAAUGGGUAUCUUCGGUUCGAGGGGACUUUGUAGAGUAUAUUUCAAACUUCUCUGA